Hyla sarda is the source of this 4339-nucleotide messenger RNA. It is a transcript of the gene FERMT3, whose product is annotated as FERM domain containing kindlin 3. The coding region runs from base 456 to 2432 and encodes 658 amino acids. The transcript has 15 exons. Lineage: Eukaryota; Metazoa; Chordata; Amphibia; Anura; Hylidae. Gene Ontology annotation, cellular component: cell-substrate junction. Gene Ontology annotation, molecular function: integrin binding. The record is from RefSeq and is a predicted model, not a curated record. Gene Ontology annotation, biological process: cell-matrix adhesion; platelet aggregation; regulation of cell-cell adhesion mediated by integrin.
GGCUUGGAGGAUAGCUUCUGUUAAUAUUACAAGUGAUGCAAUGACUACAUAAAAAAUAGUACACGAAGAGUUGACAGAAUAGGAAUUCAUGGUGAAUAGACAGCAGAGUAAAAGGCAGUGAAAGGUGAGAGAACUGUACAUAAAUAGAGAACAUAGGAAGACUUUACUAGAUUAAAAAAAUCCUUUUUUUUAGGUAUGGAUAAAAUAGGAUACGUGCGCACAGCAGAAAUAAUGGCUACCGGUAGGUGGAAAAGAGAGCGAUGAAGAGAACUUAAGAGGAAACACUGUAAAUCUAGGGUGACAGGAAGAAGGACAUCACACAGAAGGGAGGGGACAACGUGCAAGUGGUUGUGGUAAAGUACUGACUACAUGCGCUCUUGACUUCAACUCUGUGAAACAAAACAAGCAAGAAAGUCACUAAAACAAGCCAAGCCAAGUGAGAAGGUAAAUAAAAAAUGGCUGGUAUUCAGACUGCGAGUGGAGAAUAUAUAGAUUCCUCCUGGGAACUGAAAGUCCAUGUUGAGGAUCUAGAAGAAGAUGCAGACCCAAUAAUACUCCGAGUGACUGGCGAGCAACACAUUGGGGGAGUUAUGUUACAACUUGUGGAAAAAAUAGAUAUUUCCAAGGACUGGUCAGAUCAUGCUCUGUGGUGGAAACAGAAGCGUCAGUGGUUGCUUAAAACUAACUGGGCAUUGGACAAAUAUGGAAUCUUGGCUGAUGCACUUUUGUACUUCAUGCCCCAACACAAGCCAAUCAUCUUAUCUUUGCCUAACCAGUGUUCACUUAGGAUCCGUGUUUGCUUUUCCGGCACCACAUUUAGUGCAUGUUCUGAGGUCUGUAAGAUACUGGGAAUCAGACAUCCAGAAGAACUUUCUUUCUUGAAAGCACCUGAAGAACGAGAAAAGAAGAAAAAAAAAGAUAAGGACCCAGUGACGCAAGAAAUUUUUGACAUCUCGUCCUUUCAGCCCACAGUUGCCAGAGAAGGACAAGUGCAGUAUGGGGGAGCUCCAGCUCACUUCAUUGGUUCUCCUGAGGGACAGGAAUGUUACAAAGCCUUAUCUGUCUGCCGAAACGGACUGACUCCUGAAGAUAUACAAAAAAGAUACAAGCCAAUUACAGUGACUGAUAAAACAGCAGUGCAUGCCAGGUGGCUGGACUCUUCCAAGUCUCUCAUGCAGCAAGGAGUCCAGGAGGGGGAUAGACUGUGGCUUCAAUUUAAAUAUUACACUUUUCAUGACUUAGAUCCAAAGAUGGAUGCUGUACGGAUCAACCUGCUGUUUGAGCAAGCGCGGUGGGCUGUACUUUUAGAGGAAACAGAGUGCACAGAAGAAGAGAUGAUGAUGUUUGGUGCUCUACAGUAUCAUGUGAACAAACUGUCAGCAACCUCAGAUCCAAUGCAUUUGCCCCAAGACCCUGCUCUUCAAGACCUGGAUGAGGCGCUGGCACAUCUGGAAGUUAAAUUAGACGCAUCUACUCCUAGUGAGGCUCUGGAAAGAAUUGAAAUUGAACCAGAACUGCAGGAGAAUCUGAAAGUUUUCAGGCCAAAAAAAAUGACUCUUAAAGGCUACAAGCAGAAUUGGGUAAUGCUGAAAGGAACCAAUGUGUUAUGCUACAAAAGUAAAGAAGAGGCCAGAGGAGAACCACUGAUCCUUCUAGCACUGAAAGGAUGUGAAGUUAUUCCCGAGGUCAACAUUGCUUCUCAUAAGUUUUGUAUAAAGCUUUUAGUCCCAUCCCCUGAAGGAAUGAAUGAAGUUUAUCUGCGUUGUGAAAAUGAACAGCAAUAUGCCCGUUGGAUGGCUGGUUGCCGCUUGGCGGCAAAAGGACGCACCAUGAGUGACGCAUCUUACGACGGAGAAGUGCAAAAUAUACUAUCCUUCUUGACUCUUCAGAAAUCCAAUGCUCAGACUUCAGCCUCAGCAGCGGAGUCUAUCAACAUGCUUGCCCUUGUCUCACCAAGAUACCAGAAAAAGAUGAAGCUUAAGCAGUUAUCACCUCGUAUACUGGAGGCCUACCAGAACAUCGCCCAGAUUACUCUCAUGGAAGCGAAGCUACGCUUUAUACAGGACUGGCAAUCUCUACCUGAUUUUGGAAUCUCAUACUUCCUUGUAAGGUUUAAAGGUGCACGUCGGGAUGAGAUAUUAGGUAUCGCCAGCAACCGUUUAAUAAGAAUAGACCUGAAUGUUGGAGAUGUGGUGAAAACCUGGAUGUACAGUAACAUGAAGCAGUGGAACGUGAACUGGGAUAUUAGACAGGUGUCAAUUGAAUUCACUGAAAAUAUAAAUGUUGCCUUUACCUGUGUUUCUGCUUCUUGCAAAGUUGUCCAUGAAUACAUAGGUGGCUACAUUUACAUGUCUACACGAGCAAAGGAUGGUGGCAAAGGCCUCAAUGAAGAUUUGUUCCAUAAACUAACCGGUGGCCAUGAAGCUCUCUAGCAUUUUUGAAACUUCUGCUUAGCCACCAUCAUUUUCUGUGAUUCUGUACUUUCUGUAGUCGCUAUGAAUAAUAAUCAAAUGCAGUGUUUUCCAGUUCCUGUCUUGUUUUCACAGGAACAUAUAAAGCCUGUGACUUUGUCCAUACAAUGUAUACAUGUAGUAAUGAGAUAUUUUCCACUGAAAAGUUCCCCUUAUAACAACAAAUCUAGGUGUAUCUUAUACAGUACUUACAGUCCUUUGUAGAUAUGACAUCAGUGAUAUUUUACAAGGUAAGAAGGAGUAAUCUAUAGGUGUAGAUCAAUCCAACAAAAUCUUUUACUCUUGCCAGUCAUUUGAUACAUAUCACUUAGGCUAAUUUUACACUGCAUUUAUCUUUUUUCCCAUUAAAGGGAAUAUAUAUCUAUAGCAUAUGCUCAGAGCUGUAGACAUAGGGAGAUAAAACAAAUUAUCCAUGUCUCAUAGCUGAUGGCUGUUUGUAAAGUUAUAAAAUCCUGUUUUUCUUCUAAGCUCAAGUGUUGUAGAUGGUGGGCUGAGCUGAAACAUGCAAGACUUCUCCCUACGCCACCACUUUUUGCUCUGCUUGAUUGAUGUACAAGGGUCAAAACACUGUACAUCAGUCAUAAAGGGCAGGGAGGAGUAGUGGAGGGAGAAGGUGUGUAUACUGUAGCUUACUAUGGCACCUAUGACACCAGAGCUCAGAAGCAAAACAUGAUUUUGUAACUUUGCAAACAGCCAUGAGCUAAAAAUGAGAAGUGUUGUAUUUCCAUAUUAACUAUCUACUUAUGUUUGUAGCUCUAAACAAGAUAUACAGCUGACAGAUUCCCUUUAAACACAUCUGCCUCAAGACUUGAGAGACUUUAGGGACAAAUGCGUUUAACAAAUACAUAGGGUUUUAAUGUACACAUGUAUGCAUUCAUUUGUUCAGUUACUUUCCAUGUGUCAGUAACUUUUGGUCUUAAAGGGGGUUAUCAACCAUAAGGUGAUUUUAGAACCUACCUGCCAGACAAUAAUGGACAUGCUUAGGAAGGAUCUGCGCUUGUCUUGGGGCAAAAUUACUGUGUUGUAAGAUUACCAUAACACUGUGGCUAGCUUUUUGUGAACUGCUAUUUCCUGUUUGAAUUUCCUUCUUUUGCCUACAAAUCCCCGAAUUCCAUUUUCCUCCUUCCCACACAUCAGCCACCACACCCAUUGAAACAUAAAUGGGCUGCAUCCAUUCAAAAGACCUGUGGUUUUCAAUCAGGGUGCCUACAGCUGUUGCAUUAGUUGCAGAUGAAUCUCUAUCCCACCAAGUGAUCCCUCCACCCAUUGAAGCAGACAGGCUCCCUGUCAUCAGCUGACUAGUGAAGUCAGGUCUCGGUUGCAUUGCAACCUGGGAAAAAUCUGAGACAACAGUCAUUUUGUAUGCUGUUAAAAAUAAAUAUUGGGGUGAAAAUCACGUAAGAAUUGUGAGAAAACCGUCACACACAGAUACAGACACUAUAUUAUGAACUACACUAACUUUACAGCCCCUGUAGCAUAGUCAAAUAAAAAAAAUUCCUGGAAUACCCCUUUAAAUUUCUAUGCAAAGUAUAGGGCAAUGAAUAAUGCUGGAUGACCUUACAUUAUGUCCACUUUUAGUGUCUGUUUAACAGAUCUGUUUUUCCUAUAUUAGUCUAGUUUACUACAAAAUAGAAAAAAAAAGAAAAAAAAAUUACUGCAAAAGGGAUCCAAUUUUUAGCUGUAACUGCUUUUGCACGUGAUUUCUGGCUGUAUCAAAAACACAUUGUAAAAAGUGCCAUAUCUGGGAAGCCGUAUCAGCAUCUAAAGUGACUAUACUUCGGUGUAAAAGGAGCAAUGUAUUAAAUCAUAGCAAUUACUAAGGGUGCAUUCACACCCCAUUUUGUACAUACGGGUGCCGGAUCCGGCGG